UGAUAUUGGGGUUCAGGCCAAGUGUUUUAACCUGAGGAUCACCCAUGGAGUGGAGAUGAUGAAGACAGUGGAUAUCCUGGGACUGUUCAAGCUGAUGAAAAGUGGAUGCAGAGUAAGCAGUUUAGAACUAUCGGUAGAGAGAGAAGUGUAAAUGGUUCUCAUCCUGAUGAAAAGGAAGAAAUAAAUAAAAUGAUGUAUGUUCAAGUGCGUAAUAUGGCAAUAAAUAAAGAAAAUAGUUGGACUAGUGACAAUCCAUCAUCACCACAAGAUGAAAGAGGUUCACUUCCUGAAGGCUCAGUUCAUUUCCAGCAAACAUCUAGUGAAACUAGAGACUUUGUUACACUACCCACUUGUACAUCAUGCAGAAUUCAAAGUUAUGGGUCCGAGAUGAGAGCAGUCAGUCCAGAUUCUGGUGAGAUGAAAACAAAUGAUAACACUGAACAUAUUCUUGAAGUGGUUCGACCAUUUUCUCCACUUUCUUUGGAGGUACAGCAGGUAAUUUCAGCAACUGUUAAAGACAGUUUUUGUAGGGUUGGUGCAGCUAGUCAAGAUCAUAGCUAUAUCCAAGAAUCUAGUUUUUGUAAAUUGUUCAAAGUUGGACAAGAAGAGAAGAAUGAAAGUGUAGAACACAAAGAAAACACGUGUUCUACAGUUGAUGAUGUCAGUGAUUUGACAGAAGAACUGGAAGAUGUGGAAAGAAGUAAGGUGAGCUCCAUAGGAGAAAUUAGUUAUCCUAAUCAGGAUGCGAAGGAAAAAAAUGAAAGAUCUUUUUCCAGUAGCAAUUGGAACACAUACAGGUUCUCCACUUUUCCAAACUUUUUUCUCCCCCCACAGGAUUUGGAAAAGUCUAUGAGAACCCUUAGAACGGCUUUACUGAUACCAUCUCGGAAAGAGGAAGUAAAUUCAGAAGAUAAAGUUAAAAAUAAUACUACUAGAAGAAGUUUAGAGGAUGCUGGUUAUGAACCAACAGAAGAAGAGACUCGACGAAUACAGCAAAUUUUAUCAAAGUCUCUGUAAAAACCUGAUAUAAAGUCCUUAAUAAAGAGAAGAAUUUGAUAGAUUUAUAAAAUCAAGAAUUGAUAAUUGAAUUCAUUUUAAAAUAAAUUAUUUAUUAAUUAAAAUAUGUGUGCUUGUGUUUUUUGAAUGUGUGAUUAUAUUUAUGAAUAUUAAGAAUUCUCUGUUGUUGUAGCAUAAUAUGCAAAUAUAUUUUUGCUGUGAGGUAACAGGUAUCUGUUUAUGAAACAAGAAAUGUUUGAUUUAUUAAAAUGAGCUACAGGUGUAGUAAGAAUCAAGGAUAGGUUACAUUCUGGUCUGUUGAUUAGUUAAAUGUUAAAGGGGUUUAUGUCUGAAUUUCAAAAUUGAAAGACUAAGGAAGUAGGCUGAACAUGAUACAGUGGCUAGUGUGCCGGACUUUGGAUCUGUGGGUCCAACAUUAGUGUCUCAUUACUGAAAUAAAUAUAUAAAAUAUUGCAAUCCUAUUUUAAAGCUGUGAGUGUGUUAUAAGUGCAACCAUCAGAACCCACUAUUUUGUCAGACCAGUGUGGGUACUGUUAACUUCCUGCUAGUCUAACAGCUCAAAGUUAAAAUGGUAAGUGCAGAUAGCCUUGGAGUAGAUUGCACAAAUAUCCAAAUAACAAACAAGUAUUCUAAGAAAGUAUGAAUGUCUAGAACAGUUAACAUUUAAAGUGUUGACACCUUUUUAUGUAUG
Limulus polyphemus (Atlantic horseshoe crab) is the source of this 1708-nucleotide messenger RNA. RefSeq lists its product as uncharacterized. The transcript has 3 exons. Lineage: Eukaryota; Metazoa; Arthropoda; Merostomata; Xiphosura; Limulidae. Bases 106 to 1017 code for a protein of 303 amino acids. The record is from RefSeq and is a predicted model, not a curated record.